ACGUGAUUUAGACAAGUCAUUCUGCUCAAGUCACCCAUUUUCGUGGUCGCGUCUCCCGUUUUCGAUGUGCUUCAAAAUAACAUUGUAAUAUCCGUUGCCUGAGAGUAUGUCUGAUAACAUACAUACUUAGAUUUUACAGAAUCCGAAUAUGAGAGGAAAGAAGCCGGAACCGAAGAAGACCACUGGGGACUCGAUACCACCUCAAGUUCAUUCCAGCAGCAUGGAUGAGGAAGGAGAGGAGGAGGACGACUUAUCCAGUUUGUCCGAGGCUUCAUCGAGUGAAGACUCGGCAGACAGUGAGAAGGAGGACAAAGAUGAUGAUCAGGGACUGGUCAGCACAAGAGAAGAGAAGAAACACAGAGGAGGACGCAAGAAGGGCCAGUCAUAUCGGAGCAGCUAUGACAUAGAAACACUGAAGGCUGCUUACGCUGCUGUUGUGGAGGAUGGGAUGGCUGUGUAUGCUGCAUCCAAGAAGUUCAAGGUCCCUCAGAGCACUCUCAGAGAUCGGGUCCUGGGUCGAAUAUCAGCAGACGUCACAACAUCAGGACCCCCAACAAUCUUCACAGCGGAGGAGGAAGCUGGCAUUGCCAACUAUGUCAAAUUGUUUGCUGAUAUCGGGCAUCCUUUAUCGAGAAACAAAGUUCGGCAGAUGGCUGGAGAGUUGGCUGCACAGUUACAGCGCCGCGGGUUUAGCGACGGAAAAAUACUCAGUUUGAGAUGGUACUACAAACUCAUGGACAGAUUCCCAAACACACAGACUCAGAAAUUUUCCAAUUCCAAGUUACAGGAGAUAGGGUAUGGUUAUUACAAGAAACUUUCUGAGAUUAUUGAAGACUAUGGUUUAGAAGAUGCACCGAAACGUGUUUUCAGUCUUGAUGAGAUCUGUGUAAGAACAGAGGAGUCAUCACUGAAGAUGAUUUGUCGCAAUGUGUCUGACGAGAAUGCUGACAUUGCUGUUGUGUGCAAAGAUGAUGCAAGGAUCACCUUCCUCGGUUGUGCAAGUGCAAGUGGGAAAAAGGUUCCACCUUGUUUUGUAUUUGCAUCAAACAGUGAUAACCCAAGUCGUAAAACAGUCAGUAAAAUUCAACAUGGUGCUGUGGUGAAGUAUUCCGCUACAGGAGAGUGCACCUCACAAAUUCUCAAAGAAUACUUUGAAUCUCACUUCAGCCAGUUUGUGAAGGUUGGGCCCAAGUCAAAGAAGCACAUCCUGUUCUACAACAGUCGACGUGUGUGUAUUCCCUUGAUUCUGUGGCUGUGGAGCGAGAGCCACAACGUAACGUUCUUCCCCUUACCCCUACACAGAGGACCAAGUAAAGACCCCGUGACUCUCAGGUCCACAGGCUGUCUGUAUGGUGUGUCACAUUCAUAUGAAAUGGAGCAGAAGCAGUUUGAAGACAAGAAUCCAGACAUCAAGUUCACCAGUUCUGAUGCGUGCAAGAUCCUGAGUCGGAUUUACUCAGGUCUGACAGUCUCCCACUUCGAGCAUAUGUUCCGGCUUAUGGGCGUCUUCCCUCUACCAGACAGAAACCCUGGGAUGGUCAGGUUUGACAAAAUAGUGGAAGAUAUGAAACACGAUGGUAAACAGAAGAGGAGGCGUGCUAAGAAAAAAACUAUUGCUUUGAAUACUGAAGCUAGUCCUCCAGUCAAGAAGCGACGAAAAUCUAAAGUGAAAGUCAAGCCUCGUCCUAUUAUCAGUCCAGUCACCAUGAAGAAGGGCGUGAAGGUCACAGACAGGAUCAGGCAUUCGGUGCCCGUGGACUGGAGUGGAAUCAUUGCUCCAGAUGAGAUUAUUUCUGUGCCGGUUGUGUCUGGUGGUGCUGGGGAUGAAGGUGUCAUGGAUGACGAGGGCAGUACUGUGCUGGCUGCUACUGCUGGUGCCCAUUAUAGGUUACAGGGCAUUGAAAACGGAGUGACACUUGAGCCAGAUGUAGAUGGAGGUGGGUCUCCACAAACAUAUCAUGUGUACAUCCAAGGUGCUGAAUGUGUAACACAGGGAGCAGACAUUGACACAGACAACAUUGUGGUGGCAGAAGAGGUGGUGAUUGUAAAUACGGUUGAAGAUGUUUAGAUGGGUGUGGUUCGGUGUCAUCCUCUACCAGAUCCCCAUGCUCUAACAGCUCUGAAGUCUGCUGCCACAGCCAUUUCUUCAUGAGCCAGAUCAUCGAAAGCUGGAUUUGUUAAGACCAUACAAGGUUGACUGUCAUGUUGUCAGAUAAAAGUUAAGAACGUGU
Haliotis rubra (blacklip abalone) is the source of this 2231-nucleotide messenger RNA. RefSeq lists its product as uncharacterized. Gene Ontology annotation, molecular function: nucleic acid binding. Bases 149 to 2068 code for a protein of 639 amino acids. Lineage: Eukaryota; Metazoa; Mollusca; Gastropoda; Lepetellida; Haliotidae. The record is from RefSeq and is a predicted model, not a curated record. The transcript has 4 exons.